AUGGACGAGAUUGAGAAGGAGCCGGACGAGUACACCCGGCUGCUGAAGUACAUCGACUACGAGGCGGAGCGGGCCAGGCAUGGCGGCGACGAGGGCGAUGAAGAGGAGGAGGAGAAGGAGAUGCGAAGGCUUUGGUAUGCGCCGUGGAAGAAGGUGCCGGUGGACGCUGAGGGGACCAAGAAAGUGCCGCAGAGUUGGCUGGAGACGGACAUGUUGAAAGGGCUGUCCGAGCCGGAGAUUUCUAACCGACGUAAUCGCUUCGGGUAUAAUGAGCUGGAGAGUCCGCGAGAAAACCCUAUCCUCAAAUUCAUCUCGUACUUCCGCGGACCUAUUCUCUACGUGAUGGAACUGGCGGUCAUCUUGGCUGCCGGUCUACGUGAUUGGAUCGACUUUGGCGUUAUUAUCGGCAUUCUGGCACUGAACGCAUUUGUGGGCUGGUAUCAAGAGAAGCAAGCCGGCGACAUCGUCGAACAGCUCAAGGCCGGUAUCGCGAUGAAGGCAACGGUUGUCCGCGACGGUAAGGAGCAGGUGAUCGAGGCGCGGGAGAUCGUCCCAGGCGACAUUGUCGUCGUAGAGGAAGGGCAGACAAUUCCCGCGGACGGCAAGAUCCUCGCUGCGUACGACGACAAGGACCGAUCCAAGGCCAAGUCGAUCUUGGAGAAACGGGAUGCCUCGAAGAAUGGCAAUAACCAUUCCAGUCGGUCGAGCAGUCCCGGCCGAGAGAAGAAGGAGCAGGCUAAUGGCGGACCUGACUCGGGCGACAGGAAAGAGGGCGGACAAGACGACAAGGGCAGGGAGGACGACGAUGACGGGAAGGAGGAUAAGGGUCCCUCGGUGUUCUCGUGCGACCAGAGUGCGAUCACUGGGGAGAGUUUGGCCGUGGAUAAAUACAUUGGUGAUACGAUCUAUUACACUACUGGUGCGAAGCGUGGAAAGGUGUAUAUGGUCGUCGCGGAGACGGCGAGGCAGUCGUUUGUGGGGCGGACGGCGAGCCUCGUCACUGGCUCUAACACGCAGGGCCACUUCCAGAAGGUGAUGAACUCGAUCGGCACGACGCUCUUGGUUCUGGUCGUAUUAUGGCUGCUUGCCAUUUGGAUCGGAGGGUUCUUCCGCCAUGUGCUGAUUGCUACCCCCUCGGAGAAUAACUUGCUUGUUUAUACCCUUGUCAUGCUGAUCAUUGGUGUCCCUGUUGGUUUGCCCUGCGUUACGACGACGACGCUGGCUGUUGGUGCUGCCUUCCUCGCACGACGGAAAGCGAUCGUUCAGAAGCUCACGGCCAUCGAAUCUCUUGCUGGAGUCGAUAUAUUGUGUACCGACAAGACCGGAACGCUCACGGCCAACCAGCUGUCGGUACACGAGCCAUGGGCUGUUGAAGGCGUCGAUCUGAAUUGGAUGUUGGCGGUGGCGGUUCUCGCGUCGAGUCAUAAUAUCAAGUCUUUGGACCCGAUUGAUAAGGUUACGGUUGUCACGCUCAAGGAUUAUCCCAAGGCUCGGGAGAUACUCAAAGAGGGAUGGAUCACCCACAAGUUCACACCUUUCGACCCUGUGUCCAAGCGGAUUACUGCUCAGGUCGAGAAGGAUGGGAAGCAGUACAACGUCGCGAAGGGCGCUCCCAAUGCCAUUCUGAGGCUGGCGAACCCGCCCCGGGAGCUGCAGGAGGCGUACAGGCAGCGCACCCAGGAUUAUGCUAAGCGUGGGUUUAGGACCCUGGGGGUUGCGUGCCAGGAGCAGGGCGGAGAGUGGAAGAUCCUCGGGCUGCUGCCUAUGUUCGAUCCUCCCCGUUCGGAUACCGCUCAGACGAUUGCUGAAGCUGGUGAACUCGGCGUCAGAGUCAAGAUGCUUACCGGUGAUGCCGUCGCUAUCGCUAUUGAAACUUGCAAGCAGCUCGCGCUUGGUACGAAUGUGUACGACUCGCAGCGAUUGAUGACGGGUGGGAUGUCAGGCUCGGAUGUACAUGACUUUGUGGAGAGCGCGGAUGGGUUCGCUGAGGUUGCUCCGGAGCAUAAAUACCAAGUCGUGGAGAUGCUACAGAACCGAGGUCACUUGACGGCUAUGACGGGAGACGGUGUUAACGACGCGCCCUCACUGAAGAAGGCCGAUUGUGGUAUCGCAGUCGAAGGAGCUUCGGACGCUGCUCGCAGUGCCGCCGACGUCGUGUUCUUGGAUGAGGGCCUUUCCACUAUCAUUACGUCUAUCAAAGUUGCGCGGCAGAUCUUCCACCGUAUGAAGGCUUAUAUCGUGUACCGGAUUGCUCUCUGUUUGCACUUGGAGAUCUACUUGACGCUUUCCAUGAUCAUUUUGAACGAGACCAUCCGGGCCGACCUCAUCGUCUUCAUCGCCCUCUUCGCCGACUUAGGGACAAUCGCCAUCGCAUACGAUAACGCUCCUCACGCUCGUGCUCCAGUCGAGUGGCAGCUCCCCAAGAUAUGGAUUAUCUCGACGAUACUUGGUCUCCUGCUCGCUGGAGCUACGUGGAUCUUGCGUGGUACUCUAUUCCUGUCCAGCGGUGGUAUAAUACAGAACUGGGGUAGUGUUCAGGAGAUUCUUUUCCUCGAGGUAGCACUGACAGAGAACUGGCUCAUAUUUGUGACUCGUGGUGCGGGCACUUGGCCAUCCUGGCAAUUGGUCGGCGCCAUCCUCGGCAUUGAUAUUAUCGCGAGUAUUUUUGCUAUUUUUGGCUGGAUUUCGGGCUCGCAGCCUCACAACGGGCACACUGAUAUUGUCACCGUUGUCCGGGUCUGGGCCUUCUCGUUUGGUGUCACUGUCGUGCUUGCUUUAGUGUACUUUAUUCUCAACAAUAUCCCGUGGCUCGAUAAUAUCGGUAGGAAGAAGCGCGGUGUCAAGGACAAGACACGCGAGGACUUCAUUUCUAACUUACGAAUGGUCACUCUUGUGCACCAGCGCGGGGGUAACGGUUCCGAGGACAUCUUCCGCUUCGAACCACAAGCCGAAGUUGCCAAAGGCGAAGAGAAGAAAGAGCAACGAUGACGCCUUUUAGAUGCUACGUACGAACCUCUUGGAUUUUAGCUCGUUAGACCAUCUAUUACGAGGACAGCCCAUGGUAUUGUUGGAAUAACCGGCCUAUACGACAAAAGUGUACACUAUUCUACAAUUCCUGUAUUAUCUGCUUGCUAUACAUUGAUGAUGGCGAUGGAUGGAUUUGCCUCUA
Gloeophyllum trabeum ATCC 11539 is the source of this 3169-nucleotide messenger RNA. Its product is annotated as plasma-membrane proton-e. The transcript is spliced from 31 exons. NCBI's taxonomy places the organism in Eukaryota, Fungi, Basidiomycota, Agaricomycetes, Gloeophyllales, Gloeophyllaceae. Gene Ontology annotation, molecular function: ATP hydrolysis activity; ATP binding; P-type proton-exporting transporter activity. Gene Ontology annotation, cellular component: plasma membrane. The record is from RefSeq and is a predicted model, not a curated record. Bases 1 to 2988 code for a protein of 995 amino acids. Gene Ontology annotation, biological process: proton export across plasma membrane; regulation of intracellular pH.